AUGGAAGCACCGAGCACUCAGCAUACACAAAUUAUUGAAGUCAGCGGAGAUCUUCCUGAUGUAGCAAGGAAAAUUUGCGGGGAAGCAACAUGUGAGUUCUCAGAUGCUGGAUCCAUCUCAAAGGAUGCUGAAGAACGAUCAACUUCGAUGCGGAAGCUUUUGAUAGCAGUGGUCCUUUGCGUUAUAUUCAUGGCUGUUGAAGUAGUUGGUGGUAUUAAGGCUAACAGUCUUGCAAUAUUGACUGAUGCAGCACAUUUGCUUUCAGAUGUUGCAGCAUUUGCCAUCUCCUUAUUUUCUAUAUGGGCCGGGGGAUGGGAACCGAAUCCUCGUCAGUCGUUUGGAUUUUUUAGAAUAGAGAUUCUCGGCGCUUUGGUUUCUAUGCAAUUAAUAUGGCUGCUUGCCGGGAUUCUUGUAUAUGAAGCCAUUGCUAGACUCAUUGCAGGUCCUCAAAAUGUGGAUGGGUUUUUAAUGUUUGUAGUUGCUGCAUUUGGUCUUGUGGUUAACAUCAUUAUGGCUUUGGUAUUGGGCCAUGAUCACGGACACGGCCACGGACAUGGACAUGAUCACGGACACGGGCAUGAUCACGGACACGGACAUGAUCAUCAUGGCCACAUCCAUGGUAUUUCAGUUUCUACCAAUCAUGAUAUAAGACAAACACAAGAUGAGCAUCAUCACACUCACCAUCAUGAUGAUCACAUGCAUCAUCAUGACCAUGUUCACAAAGAGGGCGCUGUACCACUUCUUGGUGAAUCAAAAGGCAUGCCUGAGAAGAAGAAACGCAACAUAAACGUACACGGGGCUUAUCUCCAUGUACUUGGGGAUUCUAUCCAGAGUGUUGGAGUAAUGAUUGGCGGAGCAAUUAUAUGGUAUAAACCUGAAUGGAAAAUAGUUGAUUUAAUUUGCACUCUAAUCUUUUCUGUAAUUGUUUUGGCCACAACUAUCAACAUGUUGCGAAACAUUUUGGAAGUCCUGAUGGAGAGCACGCCACGAGAGAUAGAUGCUACUCAACUUCAAAAGGGCCUACUGGAGAUGGAAGAAGUAGUGGCUAUUCAUGAGCUGCACAUAUGGGCCAUUACAGUUGGGAAGGUAUUGCUAGCCUGUCAUGUUAAAAUCAAUCCUGAAGCAGAUGCCGACGCCAUGUUGGACAAAGUUAUAGACUACAUCAAGAGGGUGCAUAACAUUAGUCAUGUAACUAUCCAGAUAGAACGCUAG
Molecule: messenger RNA, 1212 nt
Organism: Lathyrus sativus (Indian pea)
Lineage: Eukaryota; Viridiplantae; Streptophyta; Magnoliopsida; Fabales; Fabaceae
Source: the annotation of a GenBank genome assembly